AUGGGCUCCCGAAUGGCCUUUAUCGGUCUGGGAGAGAUGGGCAAGGCAAUGACUCGCAACCUUCACCGCGAUGGAAAUCUCACCAGCCCAUUGACCCUCUGGAACCGAACCAAAAGCACCGCGGACGCCCACAGCGCUGAUCUCGGAGGAGACUGUAAAGUGGCCGAAACCGUGCAGGAGGCGGUCGAGAAUUCCGACAUCAUCUGGUCAUGCCUGCAGAACCAGUCCGCGGUGGAGCAGGUCUUCGACAGUAUCUUUGCGGCCAACGUCAACAUCACCGACAAAUUGUUCGUCGACAGCUCCACCAUCGCCCCGGAAUGGUCCAAUGCCACAGCCAAACGGGUCAUCGAAGCUGGCGGGGAGUUCGUCUCGAUGCCAGUCAUGGGCGAGCCUGUGGUAGCAGCAGCCAAGAAACUCAUCUGCAUCCCAAGCGGGAAGCCCGAAUCGGUAGACCGAAUCCGACCAUAUCUGGAGGGCGUGGUAUGUCGGGCGAUCGUCGAUCUAGGCGGAGAAGAGCCGGGCACCUCGUCCCUCCUGAAGCUGAUGGGCAACUUCCUGAUCAUGACGACGAUGGAGACGGUGGCGGAGGUCAACGUCUUUGCGGACAAGUCGGGGAUCGGCACCAAGAACAUGAACAAGCUGAUGGGCGCCAUGUUCCCCAACCCGCCGCAUGCCAUUUACAACCACCGCAUGCUGACGGGCGAGUACUACGAAGGCACACCCAUCGUCGAGGUGUACAAGGCAUUGGCCCUCACCGGCCAGGUGCUGGAUAUGGCCAAAGCAUGCGGCGCCUCCGUCCCCAUCUACGAGGUUGCACGGGAGCACCUGAAGCUCGUGCAGGAGCAUGAAGGGUCCAAGGCCGACAUCACGGGGAUUUAUGGCGCCGUCCGGGUGAAGAGUGGAUUGCCCUACCGGAAUGGCGCCGCGGAGGGGAGCAGCGAUGAGAAGAAGUAA
Messenger RNA from Aspergillus aculeatinus CBS 121060, 954 nucleotides. Its product is annotated as NAD(P)-dependent oxidoreductase. Gene Ontology annotation, molecular function: NAD binding; NADP binding; oxidoreductase activity, acting on the CH-OH group of donors, NAD or NADP as acceptor. Lineage: Eukaryota; Fungi; Ascomycota; Eurotiomycetes; Eurotiales; Aspergillaceae. Bases 1 to 954 code for a protein of 317 amino acids. The transcript is spliced from 5 exons. The record is from RefSeq and is a predicted model, not a curated record.